This is a messenger RNA of Galeopterus variegatus (Sunda flying lemur), 1841 nucleotides long. RefSeq names its product chromosome unknown open reading frame, human C1orf61 (gene MIR9-1HG). Lineage: Eukaryota; Metazoa; Chordata; Mammalia; Dermoptera; Cynocephalidae. Bases 1 to 990 code for a protein of 329 amino acids. The transcript is spliced from 9 exons. The record is from RefSeq and is a predicted model, not a curated record.
AUGGAAGUGUGGGGUGGCUCGGGACCGGGAAUUCGAACUGCUCCCUGGCAGGCCCAGAGGCUCAGGUCCGUGGCGCUCCAUGGACCGGAACCUGCCGGGAGGACCUCGCUGGAGAGCACAGAUGGGCACCCUGGGCUGGAUGUAAGUGGCCUGACCGGCGUGGGGCACGAGGACACCUCUCGCCUCGGACCCCCGGCCAUUUUCACAGCCCUGGGUGAUUUCUGGUCCUCUUUGUACAAAGCCGUUUCUCUUGGGCUCUGCGGGACCUGGGACUCGGUUCAUCUGAGCGGCCACCCCGCGCUUUCCUCCCUCACCCAACUCGUGGGGUUUCGCUGCUCCCUCCGUCCUUUAGUUGGCAGCUUGGAUAGAGCUCUUUCCCCCGCACGGGCUCCGAUUCGCGUUCCACCGCCCUCGCGGGUUGGAGACGUGGCUGGGCCCCUCCGUGGCUCUCGCCUUCUGCCCCACGCGGAGGCUCGGACUCCGCUGAAGGCUAAGGCUCUGGCUACCGGAUGUGCCCUCGGUCUUCCAGAGGAGGGCAGUGGAGACAUUGUGAGUCCCUACCGGCGGGCGACCGGGAGGCUGCGGAGGUACCGGCGGCAGCGGCGGUGGCAGCCGGGAGACUGCGUGGAAGAGGCGGCGGCAGCCAGGAGGCGGGUUUCUUUCUGUUUCCAAAUGUUUCUACUUUUUUCUCUUCCCUUUAGCUUCUCACCUGGGAAGGGUGGGUGCCCCACCACCCUCCCGCCCUCUUUCCUCCACGUGGAAGACAAAGAUGUCCAGCACCAUGGACAGCUCCGGGACGCUGUGGAGUCUCGGGGAGAGACAAAGGCUGAGAGAAGCCGGCAUUCCGGUCUCCAGGAAAUUGGGUUUGUCCUCAGUAAAUUCUAUGAUCUUGCUUAUUACUGUCUUGGGAAGUCCUUCCCGAUGUAUAAUCGAGAUCUGUAUUGCUGCAGCACCAGUUCUCUGACCCUUAGCUUGACAUGGCUGAGUUGAGAGAACAUGUUCCAAACACAAUUGGAGGGACUGAAACAAGAUAGGACACACUGGCAGGCAGAUUCGUGGCAUGUUCUCAGUCUGAGGUGAAGUCAGGGGUGAAGUCUGAGGAAUGCUAAAACAGUUCUUGCAGGUUGAACACAGGACUGCGGAAGAGGCCACAGGAACAGUGAAGUCACCAAAAUCCUCCCAGGUUGGUCCAUAGCCCAAGGGAAGCAUGCUCCCUGCCUUCCUGAAGCAAGUUUCCUGGGCUCUCUGCCUAAUCUCUCACAUGUUUGGGAUAUGACUUUCUGCCCUGGGCAUUCCCCGCAGCCCUCAUUGCCCUGGGUAGAUGCCUAGACCCAAGAAGUCUAGAAGAGAUGUCUAGACUCAAGCCACUGUCAUGUGGCCCCUUUGUUAUGGAGCCCUCCCCAGCUCCUCACCUUUCCUGAUGGCUGCUGGAAGUUUGUCCUUUGCCUCCUCCUAAGGUCUCCAUUCAAAGAGUACUUAUUUUCACUGUCAACAGUUUUUCUUUUCAGACCAAAAAGAAGAAUCUUCUUCACCCAUCUGGCCUGGGUUCUCUCUGUGAAGCCUUCCUGGAUUGUCUGAAAGAUAAGGCUAAGCUCUAGCAAGUUGAAAUUGACUGGCUCCUUCAAGAAGCCUUUGAACAGACUGCAAGUGGGGAGGACCCAGCCUCCAGCCUGGGCAGCCGCUGGAGCCAUCUGGGAUAAGACUUUGCUUGACCCAUCUCUCCCACAUCCACAGGCUGUCCAUCCCAGUUUAUCCUGUGUCAUCUGAGAUGGGAUUCUCUUGUCCUCUGAGAUGGAAGCCCCAUCUCAUGUCCAAUAAAGACUCUUGAAUAUUGAAUAAGA